Pyricularia grisea is the source of this 2625-nucleotide messenger RNA. RefSeq lists its product as uncharacterized. NCBI's taxonomy places the organism in Eukaryota, Fungi, Ascomycota, Sordariomycetes, Magnaporthales, Pyriculariaceae. Bases 1 to 2625 code for a protein of 874 amino acids. Gene Ontology annotation, molecular function: GTPase activity; translation elongation factor activity; GTP binding. Gene Ontology annotation, biological process: translational elongation. The record is from RefSeq and is a predicted model, not a curated record. The transcript has a single exon.
AUGUCAGUCUUCACGUACGACCCUGACCCCCCACGGGUUUCGUCUCCUUGGCUCCAGUCCGCAGAUCCGGGGAAAUCGCGCGAGUCUUCGCCGGUCCCCGCCGGCCCCACCGCAUCAGGGCUCCUCUCGGAUUAUGGAGUUACCAAGCUGGAAGCUGAACCUCAGGAAGGGCCGACAGAGUAUAAACUGCAUCUACUCCUUCGGCAGAGGCGCAAGUUCCGGUACAUGAGUACUACCAACCGUGUUGCCGGUUCCCAACUGCCUCGUCCAACUCCUGCCGAGCCAAAGGCGCUCAGACAUCGUGCUGCCAGUGUUUCUACAUCUGCUCAGACGCGCCAGGCACGUCUGCUGCAACUUACUACCCAGCUUUUCUGGAGGUUGCGUCAGUCUUCGCCUUAUCAUGCUUCGACCAGCCAGGAGGUGGUGAUCCCACAGCUUGCAGACGAUUUUACUUCUUCAACUGUGUCGAUCAAGCCUGGGAAACCCCUUCCGGGUCUUGAAGAGUCCAGGGGUGCCCUCUAUGAGAUUGGCGUGGCUGACGAUGGUACCCUCGUCGGCCUCACCAAGGAUGAGUUGGAUGAAAGUUUCGCCAACUUACGGAUUAUGGCGGCCAGCUUAGGAUGCGUGGUUGAGAUUCUGAGGCGUGUUGUUGUUGGUGAGUGUGAGUGGGUGGAUGAUUCACCAUCUAAAGCCGCCCAUCGAGAGGACCUAUGGGUCGCCGAGGCUCUCGUGACUCCAAACAAAGGAUCUACCGAACGCAUCGAGUGCAAUGGCCACUCCAACGGUUCUGCUCAUCAGGAUGCGGCCAAAUCGGAUCCGACACCGAGCGAUGGCCCAUCCGCUACCGAACAGCUGAGAGUGACGCUAACCGGGCCAACAACCUCCGGUAAGUCGACCUUGCUUGGCACGUUGUCCACCGGUACACUGGACAACGGCCAUGGAAAAAGUAGACUCAGCUUGUUGCGGCACCGACACGAACUUGCAUCAGGUGUCACCAGCUCAGUGGCCCAAGAGCUUAUUGGCUACAGAGACAAUGAGGUCAUCAAUUAUGAUAAUGGGAAUAUCGAGUCCUGGAUUGGGAUUCACGACUUCACCGGAGACGGGCGCCUGGUGUUUGUGUCUGAUUCCGCUGGCCACCCACGGUACCGACGGACAAUCCUUCGCGGGAUCGUGGGCUGGGCACCUCACUGGACUCUACUUUGCUUGGCCGCAGACGAUGAUGAGGGUAUAUCUGUCGUCACUGGCCUCAAUACGCCUACGCAAGAUGGAACCGAGUACUCAACGAGUGGAAUCGAUUUGGCCAAAGCGCAUCUCGAGCUCUGUCUCAAGCUUGAGCUGCCUCUAGCCAUCGUCAUCACCAAAGUUGAUAAAGGCACCAAACCCGGUCUACAAAAGAUAUUGAGCAAAGUUCUCACUAGUAUCAAACAGGCCAAUAGGACGCCUCGGCUCCUUCACCCAGGGCGGUCGAGCAACCUUGACGCUGCUCAAAUAUCUGAUGAAGACUUGGAUAGCGUGAAGAAAGCCAUGGGGGAAAUGUAUGCCAGUGGUGACUUGCUUAGUACCGUCCCUAUCGUGUUGACUAGCGCGGUGAACGGCGCUGGCAUCGGGCUAGUCCAUGCGCUCUUGAAGACGUUGCCGUUACCUGCUGUGCCUACUUCCCAGGACUUGACCGGGCCGGCUUUGAACCCGGAACAACCCGCGAGUCUCUUCCACAUAGAGGUCGAGUUCAGCCUACCGGCAUCUCACGCAUCUUUGGGCGGAAGCGCCAACGACCAAGCGGACCUUGGAACCGUUGUCGCAGGUUAUCUUCGGUUUGGAACCAUAUCUGUUGGAGAUCAGGUCGUGCUUGGCCCAUUCCCAUCGGAUGAGGAUGACAACAAAGGCUAUGCCCCACCGGAGGGCCGACAUUCCCCUGCCAGCUAUGGGGUGUCCUUGACACAUCCUUCGGCGGCGGAACUGAACCGCUUCGCGACGCGCACUCCCGUUUCGGCGUCCACAAUCAAGGGGGAGUGGCAUACCGCCCGUGUCGUCAGUCUGCGCAACUUACGCCUUCCUGUCCUCAAGCUUGAAGCAGGACAAGCUGGCACUGUCGGGCUUGUCAUCGAUCCGCAGAAGGAACCCCGGAUGGAGGACAGCUUAUUUGAAACAGUGCCUCCGGUUGCUCCCAAGAUCAGGAAAGGGAUGGUUCUGGCCAUCCCGAGCAAGCACAUGCUCGACGGAGACAUCUCGUUGCAGGCCGCCAGCGGUCUCACUGCAGUCUUUCCUGGUCCAGAAGCAGCCACUCUUUCUGCCGGUAACCUAGUAAACAUCUAUGUCGCCAGCGUCCGGGCCACAGCAAGAGUUUUGAGGGUGUUUGAAAGCUCUGGAAGCAUAGGCCCCUAUGGCGGUGCAUCUCCUCGUGAGGACGAUGAUGAUGAUGUAUUUGGUUUCAACAAUGGGCAUGAUGACAUGGAGACGCAAGGUGACCAGUCUUUGGUCCACAAAAACGUAGAGAUUCGUCUCGAAUUGCUGAACAACAGGGAGUGGAUAGAGCUUGGCUCACGCAUUGUGAUUCUAGAGGGAAGUCGGCCUGAAAGCUCUGGCCUGGAGGGGUUUGUAGGUACCGUAGUGGAAGUGGUGGACUAG